AUGGCUUCAGGGCAUGGCGAUCUUUCGGUAAAGGCUCUGCCGUCCGAACUCCGACAUUACUGCAGUGCUUAUCUGGAAGAAAGACUCUACUCACAGGCCUUCAAUCUCUUAUCAAGCGUUAUAUCCUCCCGGUCUACUGCCUCCGGAAAAGUGUUUGCUCCACCGUCGCAAUACCUCGCAUUAGCCGCGACACUGACUGUACACCCUACUACGACGACGCGGUCAAAGUCAGAAGAAUAUCUCGCUGCGUCUAACUCUGCUCUACAUUUGCUUAAUCUGGCCAACAAGAACUUGGGACCUAUUAAUAGCCGGUUCAGGGAUACCUUUGUUUUUAACCGCUUUGCCAAUUCGAGGAAUGAAAGCCGGUAUGCAACUGAUGGCGAGUCGGCUCUGAGCGGCGCGGACGGCACACGGGUCGAACCGUUGAAUUUAGAUCUCGCGCAAGGGAACUCAUUAUGGUCACGCGCGGAGGACUUUUGGCACGUCGUGGGGUGGGCGCUUAACUGUUCUAUCCUACAUCCCAAGAGAUGGGCCCGUUGGCACCUCUUCCUACAGUUAAUGUGCGAUAUCCUGGAGGAUGACUGGAAGGCAAGAGAAAAGAUAUAUAACGACAUGCCUAAUACCGGCACAAAAUCCAAGAAAGACUGCUCAGUUCUGAUAGACAGCCUGCUGUUCACCUAUAUAUCCACUGCUUCAGACCACGUAGGAAGUGACAGGAGAAUUCUCAGGGCGAUUUUUGCUGAUGGCUCCCAAUCAUCCACAAACGAGUUCAGAGAGAUCUUCCGCAAUGAGCUACAAGAGGUCACAAAGGACAAGGCUCAAGCUGCCCGGAGAAAAGGUGACAUCAACAUCGACGAGGAAAUCUAUGGAGAUUAUCUUGACAACCCUGAGCCGGAAGAGGAAGAUGAUGAGGACCUAGAUGACCCUAUGCACAAGCCGUCAGGCAGUUCUAGUAGGGCUGACCCCAACCGAGUAAAGCGCCAGCGAAGAUCUACCAGGAAGAAAUCUGGGAAAGAUGAUAUCCCUUCUGAUCAUGAAGACGAAGGCCCAAUAAGUGCUCAGUACGACAAAUUAGACCACCUGGGCAGUCUGGACUCACUGACUAUCCGCCAAAGACUUCUUCACUUGCUAUCUCGUGUUUCAAACACUAUACCGGAGCAUUUCAUGACACUGGACAGGCUGUACUCCUUCUAUGUCGAGUUUAUCCGGCACCUCCCGCUCCCUACAUUCCAACUCUUCGUUUCCCCAUCUAUACUCACUCAUUUCCCUUCCGCCUGCCAGACCACUCUUUGCGAAAUGCUGCUAUUCACCAUGCUGGAAAAUGCUGCACCGAACUCAAGAGAGAAGUAUCUGAGUCAAACUAAGCUGGAGCGGUGUUUCCUCCCUUUCACUGCAAAGACACACAGCGUGAUUGACAACGCAAAGGUAUCGAUUCUGCUAGAGUCUUUAAUCCGUCUCCUUGCAAGUAGCGGGAUGAUACUUUCCAGGCCUCAGUUGGCGGAUGCUGUUUCAAAGGGGAUCGAAGCCCGGUCAAAGAAGGCUCGAAUUGAUAUCAAAAGGGGCCAGAAUAAGAAGUUGACGGAGGAGUUUGGAUGGGUGUGGCUCAUUGAGAGUGGAGAUAGGAUAGUGUAUUUUAUAAACUCCCUUAUACCCAAGCAGCCGGAUCCCGAAUACAUUGUCAUUGAGCCAUGA
This is a messenger RNA of Nannizzia gypsea CBS 118893, 1692 nucleotides long. RefSeq lists its product as hypothetical. The transcript has 2 exons. The record is from RefSeq and is a predicted model, not a curated record. Bases 1 to 1692 code for a protein of 563 amino acids. NCBI's taxonomy places the organism in Eukaryota, Fungi, Ascomycota, Eurotiomycetes, Onygenales, Arthrodermataceae.